UGAUACUGUCUUGUCUAUGAAUUUUGUGAUUUUGGCGCACGCGGAAGAGGAACUGUAACCAAUUUCCUUUUCCUAUUAUUUUUCAAAUACAAUAAUUUUUCAGAAGUUUAAACAGGAAAACAUUAUCAAUACUAAUUACAAAAACUGCGUUUGAAGUAUUUGUUAUAAGAACUUAAGUUACUUUGUUAAUGUGAAAGGUAUUACAUUAAUGAUGGAGGUGUCUGAUAUAAACGAAUUAUUAAAUGUUUCUACGAUUAAAAUGGAAGGUGGCGAAACUUCUUUUGAAGAUGAAACUGAGGAUGUAGAAAGUACAGAUCCUCUGGCUGGUAUGCCUCAGUAUGUUACUGAGUCUGAUUUAGGGUUAAUACAUUCUGGAGGUGAAAUCUUGCCAACACCACUGACCGUUUUCUCCGACACUGCCGAGGAUGAAGACACAAUGCAAAGUAGUGAUUCUUCUGAAGAGGUGAUAGUGCAACUGAUGGAUAUCAGAACAAGAUUAUCCCGACUUAGGUUAAUGUUGGAGCAAAGACUGGGUGAUGAUUUAUCUGACUACACAUUUUGGCUCCAGGAUGCUAAAAUGUUAGAAAAUCACAAAACUCUAGUUGAGCAAUGUAUAAAAGGAGAAGGUGUGGUACAAGUCAACAUUCAAAUAAAACCGACUGAGAAAAAGAUCAAUAUACUUGAUGUGUUAAAACCUGAUGAAGAAUUGGUACAAUUGCCGCAACCGACACAUGAAUACGAAUGUGUAGAAAUGAAAGUGGAGCAAGCGGCAGCGGAGAAUAUAGAGGGUCAGAUGUCAGUAGUAGGGGAUGAGGAGAGCGAGGGGCAGGUGGAAGGGGAGGUGCUGCAGCCUCACGCCGCCGCCGUUAAGUGGGUGGUCGAUGGUCAGUUCAGAGCCGACCACAGCCGGGUUCAUAUCCCCGACGAUCCCGCUGACUGGUCAGUGCAGCACGUCAAGCUAUGGAUCCAGUGGGCGGUGCGUCAGUUCAACUUGACAGGUGUCAAACUGUCAGACUGGAGCAUCAGUGGGGCGGAGUUGUGUGCAAUCACUAAUAUUGACUUCAAAGAGAAAGUUCCUUCAGAUCCGGGAGAUUUAUUUUGGACUCAUUUUGAAUUGUUAAGGAAAUGUAAAUUUAUUGCUGUAGUACAGAACGAUGAGCAGCCUGUUAAAGAUGUAUUGGAAACACCACAGUCUGCGAUCAAGAAGAAACCCAAACAGUUAUCGUUACGCGAGCGCAAUGAGGACGAGGUUUGCUUGUAUGUGUCGUCGCGUACCGGAUACAACGGACAGAUACAGUUGUGGCAGUUCCUCUUAGAACUGCUCACCAGCGCUGAGUACUUUGAUGUCAUACGGUGGCAUGGUACAGAGGGUGAAUUCAAGCUGCUGGAGCCGGAGCGUGUGGCGUGGCUGUGGGGUGCUCGCAAACACAAGCCUGCAAUGAACUACGAGAAGCUCUCCCGAGCACUGCGCUACUACUAUGACGGAGAUAUGAUCGCUAAAGUUGCCGGCAAAAGAUUCGUGUAUAAGUUUGUAUGCGAUCUUCGUGAACUGCUGGGAUACGGAGCUGACGAGUUGGCUGAGCUGGUGAGAGAAGUUCACGAGUCAAAAGACGAGACAAAUAAUUCAUAAAAUAUAUAUCAAGAAAAAGUAUUCACUAGCUAAUAUUCUAGAU
Papilio machaon (common yellow swallowtail) is the source of this 1673-nucleotide messenger RNA. It is a transcript of the gene Ets97D, whose product is annotated as DNA-binding protein Ets97D. Gene Ontology annotation, cellular component: nucleus. The record is from RefSeq and is a predicted model, not a curated record. The transcript has 11 exons. Gene Ontology annotation, biological process: cell differentiation; regulation of transcription by RNA polymerase II. Lineage: Eukaryota; Metazoa; Arthropoda; Insecta; Lepidoptera; Papilionidae. Bases 209 to 1630 code for a protein of 473 amino acids. Gene Ontology annotation, molecular function: DNA-binding transcription factor activity, RNA polymerase II-specific; sequence-specific DNA binding.